This is a messenger RNA of Phaethon lepturus (White-tailed tropicbird), 504 nucleotides long. RefSeq names its product SAP30-like (gene SAP30L). The record is from RefSeq and is a predicted model, not a curated record. Gene Ontology annotation, biological process: regulation of DNA-templated transcription. The transcript is spliced from 4 exons. Gene Ontology annotation, cellular component: histone deacetylase complex. Lineage: Eukaryota; Metazoa; Chordata; Aves; Phaethontiformes; Phaethontidae. The annotation marks the transcript as partial. Gene Ontology annotation, molecular function: protein binding; transcription coregulator activity.
UGCAAAAGCGAGCUGCUGCGGCUGGCUGGAGGGCGAGGUGCGGGUCCUCGCGCGCUGGUUCGCGGGUGGGCGCUGAGCAGCCGAGUUGCUGCUGAGCGCUUGCUGGCGUCAAGCGACAGCUCUCGGGGGGAGAAACGGGCCGCGGAGAAACGGGUGAGACAUCUGUAUAUUUGUGAUUUUCACAAGAACUUCAUUCAAAGUGUCCGAAACAAAAGAAAGAGGAAGACAAGUGAUGAUGGAGGUGACUCUCCUGAGCAUGAAACAGAUGUCCCAGAGGUUGACUUGUUCCAGCUCCAAGUGAACACUCUCCGACGUUACAAGAGACAUUAUAAGUUGCAGACUAGGCCUGGACUCAACAAGGCUCAGCUAGCAGAAACUGUCAGUCGUCACUUCAGGAAUAUUCCUGUGAAUGAGAAAGAGACGCUUGCGUAUUUCAUCUAUAUGGUGAAGAACAACAAGAGCAGGCUGGACCAGAAAUCAGAAGGUAGCAAGCAACUAGAAUGA